Molecule: messenger RNA, 594 nt
Organism: Aplosporella prunicola CBS 121167
Lineage: Eukaryota; Fungi; Ascomycota; Dothideomycetes; Botryosphaeriales; Aplosporellaceae
Exons: 1
Coding region: 1-594 (197 amino acids)
Source: RefSeq, a predicted model, not a curated record
AUGCAGCACCCUCAUUUGGUACCUCCUUCCACAGGUCAACCCUUACCCGGCGCCUCGUACGCGCUUCCACCGCAAUACAUAGCAGCACCCCAAAGCUACCCGUACCGAAUCGGUCAGCCCAAAUGCUACGUGCAACAGGCUCCUCAACCCCAGGCAUACUUCCGACAAUGCAUAACCAGGGCCGAACUUGGCGAGAUACAGCGUGGCUUUGGUAAUGCUAUCCGAAGCUUGGAGCUUGCGGGCGAUCGUCAAUUCAGCAAAAUAAACCUCAAUAUGCAGCAGCUAGCAGAUCAACUAGAUGCUCACACCCGCCAGCAGGCUACUGCUACUUCUUCCACCGUCCAUCGUUUAGAACAAGAGGUCCACCGCCUAUACGGCCGUAUUUCUGCCAUGGAAAGCUCAUCAGUUCUACAAGGACAACAGAUCAGGGUGCUGGAGCUGGACCGGGGAAGUUUUCGAACCCAACUACUAUCCGCUAGGGAAGAGAUUGAAUGCCUAUCGAAAAGUCUCGAGGCGCAGGAAGAGCGGGUGGCAAUGCUCGCUAGACAGAUGGCGCGGAGCGGGAGAAAAUCGGACCCACGGCCAACGAGGUAA